This is a messenger RNA of Meleagris gallopavo (turkey), 5202 nucleotides long. RefSeq names its product maelstrom spermatogenic transposon silencer (gene MAEL). Gene Ontology annotation, biological process: regulation of miRNA-mediated gene silencing; piRNA processing; negative regulation of DNA-templated transcription. Gene Ontology annotation, molecular function: sequence-specific DNA binding. Lineage: Eukaryota; Metazoa; Chordata; Aves; Galliformes; Phasianidae. Gene Ontology annotation, cellular component: nucleus; P granule. The record is from RefSeq and is a predicted model, not a curated record.
AUGUCAUUGGCCAGAGGACAAGAAGUACCACCACGUGGUUAUCGGUACCACUGCCAGGCUGCUAGUGAUGCCACUCAUAAGAUUCCUAUAUCUGGAUUUCAUCUUUCACGUACUUGCUACCCAGUUGUCAUACGUGAACUUCUUCAGUUUGCCCAGCCAGCCAGAGGUGUUUGCCCUCGUUUUUACUGCAAGUCUGAUGACAGGUUCCGAAUCAGCUGGUGUCUUGAACGAAUGGCCAGCGUGGCAGGUGUUGAGAGCCCUCUGGAGCUUCUUACUGUAGAAGACCUGGUAAUAAAACUGUACCAGAAGAAAUAUCAUAAGGAGCCAUCCAAGACUUGGGUGUCUAGAGAGCUAGAUGUUGUCCUGUGGGAUUUUUCCAGUAAUACCAGGUGUGAAUGGCAUGAAGAGAAUGAUAUACUCUGCUGUGCUUUGGCGUCCUGUAAGAAAAUCGCUUAUUGCAUCAGUAAAUCGUUAGCUGGUGUGUAUGGAGUCUCACUGACAGCUGCUCACCUGCCUCUUAAAGACUGUGUUUCCAGUGGAAAUACAAAUCUCAGGCGGGUAAUACUGGAUGCUGGACGUUUUCAGGAACUGAAGGCUGAGGGUUCUGGAAGUGACAGACAUGUCUUUUCUCCAAGUGGAGUUCAAGAACUUGUCCCUUCUAGUUGUGAUUCUUCAUGUGAUGUGAAGAGUUUUCCUUAUGGAACAAGUACCAUUCGAGGAAGAGGAAUUACUCGAUGGCUGGAAAGUACACCUGAUCUAAGCAAAUCUUUCAGUAACUGAAAAUCUUCAUAUCCAGGACAGCCAAACAUUUCUUUCUUUCUUGUUUCACUAAGAUAAUGAGCAGUUUCUCCAGACUGCAGUUUUUCAUCUUACUUGCAACUUUUGAUUGUUCAUGUUCUUGUUAAAAUGAUAAAACUGUCAUUUACUGGACUUCAGGGAAGAAAAUCUUCUUCAUUAUCUUCAGGAAGGUGUUUUAAAGUUGCAUCCUCUCUAAAAGGAAGUGCUAUGAUAGUUCCAUUUCUUAAUGGAUGGAGUGCAAAUUUAAGAGCUUAUAGCUACAUCACUGGAUUAGAAAUUCUGUAGUGGCCAGUGCAUCUUUAUUUUUUUCUUUAGUAGCCUCCUUCACCACAUCUCUAUGUGCAAGAUAAUAUUUCAAUGCAUAACUGUCUCCAAAUACGAUGGAGAGAGCAGUGGAGGUAUGAUAGGAUGCACUGGGGAAUGUAAAGCGUCAUGGUCUCAAAGGAUAGCUCAAUGUUGUUUUCCACCCAUUGAGAACUCAAGUAGUGAUUCAAUGCAAAAAAGCAGAUACUCUAUCAAAAAAUGUGGUGGCAGUGUUAUUGGUCUGUUAGUACUCUUUUGGAGGCAUAAGCUAUGUAUCAGGAAUAUGGAUAUUGUUUUUUCUUUGCAUCAGCAAUUAAAAGAUUCGUGUUCCUUAAAAUUAGUGCUGACUUUCUUUAAAUUAAGUGACUGAAACCAGCCAUAAUUAGUUGAGGGGACAGGAAUACUGGGAAUAAUUCCAGUAUUCCUAGGAAUAAUGGAAAGUUAGAUGUUUCAUGGAGAUGCAAAUCUUGGAUGUGUCUCUAAUUAGUUGCCUAUUAUGUAAACAUCCUCCUUAGUGCAUGUGUCUUUGAACAACUGAUUCUCAAAAAUAAGAGCUUUUUUAGUUUUUACAUCCAGCAGAGGUCCGGUUGUGCAGUACUAUCUCCAUAGCAACUAACUGUGAGAGGAAAUGAAUUUCAUUCUUUUUAGGAACUGGAUCUUAGAAUUGAGUAGUUCCAUCUUUUGAAUGAUAAGAGGGGAGGAAAAAAAAAAAAAGGAAUCAACACACUUGUGAGCAAACUCAGGUGUGCUGAUGAGUAUUUUAGAAAAUGCCAGUUGCUGGUUUGAUUGGAAACCUGUUAACAGUUGCUAUAAAGCCAUUUGAGAGCCUUCUUCCAGGAUCACUGGACUAUCCUACUUAAGAGCUUGCUCUUGUCACUGAAUUUCCUUGCAUAACUCUGCUUCGAGGUGGUUGUUCUGCCUGCUAAACAUCACCAGUUAAAGCUCAAUAAACCUUGAAGACUGAGAUUUACCAGACUUCAAGGCAUCAGGGAGCUUUGUAAUGGGGUAACAAGGUCUACUUAUUAGUGGUAAAGGUUUUUUUCUGCUGUAGAAUACAGUUGAGUUCUCAGUUUUCCAGCUGAUGGCUGCAUUGAUGUUUCAGAAUGUACAGAACUGUAAUCUUUGGAUUAUUUUCAGAAGUGAGUACAAUAAAAGUUUCAUGUUUCAGUUCUUAUGAAGGAGAGAAUUCAUUCUUAAAAUAUUUAUUCAGUAUCAUAUUAAUGUAAGUACAAAAACUUCUAAAAGCCUUCGUUACUAUGCUUCAAGAUAGUGAAAUCUGAGCAGAAAGAGAAGAAUGCAGACUUGAGCUCCCACAAGUUUCUGUGAUUACAGUUUUCAAAUUAUUGCCCAUACCUUCUGAUGAAGAGGUGAAAGGCGAGAGAGAAGUUCUGAAUGCCCUUAUAUUGGGUUAUAAUAAACUUGGUGCUAGUCCUAAUGCAUCCAGAAUUAACCUUAAUGGUUUGCUUGUUGUUCUAUGAACUUUAGAUAGAAGACAUCCUUUGUAUCUUUCCUGGAACUGAUGAUUCAAAUAAAUAGAAACGUGGUGCUGUUACUCUAGCAACAAGAAUUGUGAGGUAAUUAACUCUUGUCUAUCUGAUCAGUUCUGAAUUGUGCACCAUUCUAGUAAUAAAUAGUGUCAUCCUCUGCUUUUUGUGGCUUUAUAAUACUGGAGCUUGAUCCUGAGAAGUGAGGAAGGCAGUGAAAGCAGACCCUGGGGGGUGUGCAAGAAAGGGGGAGGUGGAAUCCCUGGGAGACAACUCUGUAAAGGAGUCUAGGAAGACUGGCAGAACACCAAGGAUCUCAUCUUCCAAGUAGUUUAGGUUAUCAACUUCCAAUAACAGUUAAGGAAUGGAAAUAGAUCUGCCAGGGACUGUCUUGGCUUUUCAGGGAACGCUUGACCCCACUAUAGUGGAGGGGGGGAGGGAAGUAUAUGGGACGUAGGAACAGGUGCUGGCUACAAGGGAAAAGGCCAGAAACAUUGGCCAGACAUAUAGCGGUGGUAUUUGGAGAUCCAAAGCAGUGGUGUUGUAAACAGUGUGGUGUUGAUCAACAGAGAACAGUGGUCUUGUAGCUGAACUGUGUGACUGGACCCAUUCCCCAGUGUGAGCUGUGUGACACAGUUCCCCAGUGCUACCUUUGGCUCAGUCCUUGCUAUCAAGAUCUUGAACUUCUGUAUUUGAAACAAGGGAAAGCAAUGAAUGAAGUUGGAGAUCAGCUGGGAAAAUCUGACCCAUACAAGACCACGGGACAUGAUGGGUUGCAUCAGAGGAUGCUGAAAAAGCUGCCUAAUAUCCUUGCAGAGUUGUUCUAUCUUUAAAAGGUCACGGAAGGCAUGGGAAAUCUGCAACAAUGGAAGGAAGGCAAAUAUAUUGCACCCAUCUGCCAAAGGACAAUCUAGGGAACCAUAAACCAAUCACCUCCACUGUGUUCCUUGGAAAAAUCAUGGGUUGGGCCCUUCUGGAACAUAUUUUUGGGUAUGUGAAAUAGGAGGAGACUGGCAGCAGUCAGCGUGGAUUUGCCAAGGCAAAAUCAUGACUGAUCAUCCCACUUGCCUUCCAUGAUAGAUUUGUGAGUGGAAGAGGUAUAGCAAUGGCCAUUUGCCUUGACUUUAACGAGGCUCUCAACGUGCUGUAUGCAUGUGUCCAAGUUGGGAUGUUGGAUGGGUGGACAGAUGUGGAAAAAAUCUGUUUGGACUCUCAAGGUAGUAGUUAAAAAGUUGUACCCUACGUGGAGGCUGGUGACAGGUGUGGCACUGUGGGAGCCUGCAGUACCCUAUUUAACAGUAGUGGCCUGGAGGAAGUGAUAGAGGGCACUCUUGCUGAAGUCAUCAAAUGGAGUGACCAAACUUUUCAAUUUCUGUGUGGCAUUUCUUACCUACUUUUCUUUGGCUUGCUGGAUUGUUGAAAUGGACUUUUUUUGUUUCCUUCAUACACUUCAUUACAUAGGAAAUAACUUCUAGAUUUCUGAGGCACUAUUAGAAGGGGAAAAAUCAUAGCUUUUAAAUACCUUAGUAUGCCUGCUGAAAGAAAUCUUGCUAUUAACGAUGACCCAGAUUCAUACUGUGGCUGUUCUUCCCAGUUUGGGUAACAGAUCUCAAUAGUCCCACAGGUGGGAAAAUGGUUUGUGAGCACUUACGUUCUGGUGUUCUUUUGUUGUUGUUUUUUCUUUUAUGCACAGAUAAAGCAUAGACAUGCAUAUUCUUCUGCCUGAAAGUUGAAUGUUACCAAAUAGUAAUAUGCCUUAGACUGUGUGGAGUGUCACUCCUUUUCUGCUCAGUUCCCACUUGUGAGGGAUGUGGGUAUUGAAGUUAGGUAUGCGUACAUGAAUUCCUAGGAAUUCAUUAAAUGUUUUCAUUUCCCUUGUUUUCUCCCUAAAUGUGCUGGGGGCACUGCUUUAGUUUUGUUUAAAGUUCAGAGUAUGCUAGAGACUCUUGGAGCUAUUCCUGCUUUAGGAGAUGUACAGUUGAUGGAUACAGUCACAGGGAAACCUUGGAGUAGCUAGGAAUUUGAAUACAUGUAUUUCUGGCUGGCUGAAUUUGAGAAAUCAGUUGCUACACAUGGAGCAUUCUGAAAAAUAUGCAGCUUUCAAAAUGUUCAUUUAAAAAAAAUAAUAAAGCAUGAGAAGCAGUGAAGUAUCUCAGCUCUCUGUGUGCUCUCAAUUUAUUACCAAAGGAAGAAUAGAGCUUAGCAUGGCAGAGUGUAAGUGGCUGCUCUUUAAUGGUUGUCAUGUUUCUCUCUCACCUUUUCCUUGCUGGUUCUUAUGGGACCUAUUUAGAAUUGAAUUCAUGGCUUUGGAGGGUCUUUUAAUAAUCUUGUCUGUACUUUGUGGCUGUUUCUCAUUUGUUUGUUUGCAGAUAGUUUAAUGCAGAUGUGUUAAUCUUUGUACUUACAUCUAAAAUGACCAAGGUGCAAGACUUCAGCUAACAAGCAGCACCUAAGUUUCACAUAUCCAGAGAGUGAAAAAUACGGAAUAAGUUACACAAUAUUAAAAUGUUUUAGAGGUCAGAGUCAGUUUCUGGCAACAAAUAGUAUUCAUAGUUAGGUCCUUUUAUUGGUCUUUCCAGUUAAGGUCUUUGAGCAUCUACGAUCUUGUCUCUCACAA